This is a messenger RNA of Malus domestica (apple), 354 nucleotides long. NCBI's taxonomy places the organism in Eukaryota, Viridiplantae, Streptophyta, Magnoliopsida, Rosales, Rosaceae. The record is from RefSeq and is a predicted model, not a curated record.
AUGGCGUCGUCUCCUCGGUUGCGUGUAAAUCAGGUCUACUCCAAGAUCCACGUGGCCAACAAGUUUGCCUUCCGCCACCCUCGCGUCUGGCUCUGCGAGGUUUGCGAACAAGCUCCAGCUCACGUCACCUACAAGGCCGACGACGCCACCCUCUGCGUCACUUAUGACAGCGACAUCUACUUCACUUACCGCUACCGUCUCACCCUCACUGCCGACUCACCCUCACUGCAGACUUCUGAGAGCUCCUCACCGGCUAAAGCUCCGGUCAGCUCUCCAUCGACUAAAUCUCCUCCGGCAGCAGCCCCUACAAACAAAUUAGGUAGGACAUGUAGUGAUGCAUGUGUAGAGAAAUAA